Apis cerana (Asiatic honeybee) is the source of this 1518-nucleotide messenger RNA. RefSeq names its product farnesyl pyrophosphate synthase-like. Gene Ontology annotation, biological process: trans, trans-farnesyl diphosphate biosynthetic process. Gene Ontology annotation, cellular component: cytoplasm. Lineage: Eukaryota; Metazoa; Arthropoda; Insecta; Hymenoptera; Apidae. The record is from RefSeq and is a predicted model, not a curated record. Gene Ontology annotation, molecular function: dimethylallyltranstransferase activity; (2E,6E)-farnesyl diphosphate synthase activity.
UAAAAUAUAAAAGAGAUUCCGAUCUUUUAGUGAAAUCUCUAUUUAAUUUAAAUUUUGAAAUUAAAUACAUUUUUUUAAGAUAAAAUCAGUAUCAAUAAUAAAUAAGAAAAAAUUAAUGAAUAUUAUUAUUCCACAACUUGAUAUCCCUCCUUUGCGUCACGAGCUAAUAAUGGUAAUCUAAAUUAUAUAUUAAAGCCAACUGAGUGUAUAAAAGUUCCAGUAUCAAAGAAAAUAAGUUAUAGUUCAUUCAUUGAUAUAAAUCGAUAUAAUUUUUUACAAAUAUGUUUCAUAUUUUAUCAAGAUAUAUCAAUUUGUGUGAACGAAAUAAACAAAAAAUCUUUAAUUUUAUAAAUAUUAGAAAAAAUUCAUUAUGGUGGAAAUGUCAAGAAUCAAGAUACUCUCUUUAUAAAACAAAUAUGCCUUUAAAAUAUCAUACAUCAAAUAAUGUACAAGAAUAUGUCAAUUCGUUUAAAGAUGAAAGAAACGAAUUAAUGGGUAUGUGGCCCGAUAUUGUUCGUGAAUUGACGGAAGGAGAUAACGAAGAAUUACCAGAUGUUAAAAAAAGGAUAAAAGAGAUAUUGCAAUAUAAUGUUCCGAAAGGAGGAAAACGAAGAUCAGUACCACUUGUAAUCGCAUAUAAAUUGCUGGCAUCUCAAGAUCAAUUAACGGAAGAAAAUAUUCGUUUAGCUCGUAUCCUGGCCUGGAGUGUAGAAAUAAUGCAAGCGUUUCACACAAUGAUAGAUGAUAUUUUAGACAAUGCAAACAUGCGACGAAUUCAACCAACCUGGCAUGUUAAAAUUGGAUUAGAUGCAAUUAAUGACGGUUUAAUUAUGGAAACAUGUAUAUAUAAGCUUAUUAAGAAACAUUUUAAAUCGAAAAAUUGUUAUACAGAUAUUGUGGAUAUAUUUUUGAAGUAUCAUACAAAAACAGGGUAUGGUGAAUGUCUAGAUAUAUUGAUAUCGACAGAUUGGGGGAAGAACGCGAAUUUUAAUAUUUUUUCUAUGGAUCAAUACAAUGAUCUAGUAAAAUAUAAAACAUCUUAUUUCUCAUUUAUGCUUCCGUUCAGUCUUGCUAUGCGCUUCGCUGGCAUAAUCGAUCCAGAAAUGCAUAGGGAAGCAGAAAAUAUUUUGAUAAAAAUGGGUCAUUUUUUCCAAGUACAAAAUGAUUUUUUGGAUUAUUACAGUAAAGAAGAAAUCGGAGGAAAAAGUGGAACUGACAUACAAGAAGGAAGAUGUACAUGGCCCAUUGUGGUUGCAUUGGAGCGAGCUACAACCGAACAAAAAAAAAUUUUAAAAGAAUGUUAUGGAGUAGCUGAUGAAGAAAAAGUAAAACGUGUGAAAGAAAUUUAUGAAGAGAUAGGUAUAUCGAAUAUCUAUUAUGAUUACGAAGAAGAAACGCAUAAUUUAUUGAAUAUAUAUAUACAGCAAUUAUCUUCGAAACUUCCACCUGAAUAUUUUUUAUACUUACUCGCUACAUCAUGUAGUAAAGUAGGGCAAAAAGAUAUUUAAAAACCCAUUC